AUGAAACUGCACAAACAUUGGGACACUUUUUUGAGCCACUGUAUCUUCCGGGAACAUGAGGAAUAUAUGGUGCCGGGACAGAGAGAUGUUGGCUUACCACUGCCUGCAAAUGUUUGGAGGGAGAUGAAGCUCACGGACUUGGAGCAAACGGCUUCGCGCAUCCCAAAGACACAUUGGCAGCCUUCCUACACUCCUCCGGGCGAGAUUGGAAAAGAGAACAUUCCUCUAUUAGUUUCCCAUGGUUCCAAACGCACCGCUCCGCAAGCGGGCUCUUCCCGUCCUUCAAAGAAGGUCCGAAUGACUAUUCCUACUGCUCUUUCUGCACUCAGCGCUUGA
This is a messenger RNA of Suillus clintonianus, 336 nucleotides long. RefSeq lists its product as uncharacterized. The transcript has a single exon. The record is from RefSeq and is a predicted model, not a curated record. The coding region runs from base 1 to 336 and encodes 111 amino acids. Lineage: Eukaryota; Fungi; Basidiomycota; Agaricomycetes; Boletales; Suillaceae.